AAAAUGCCACAAACGUAGAUAUAAAGCAUUACCCACGGCCACAAAUCCCUAAUAUUCUUACGUCAUCUCUCCGCGACGUGUAGCUGCAACCUAAACGAUAGAUGGCACCUUCUCCAGUGAACAAAAAGGAGAAUGUGGACAAGGCCAAACACCAAGAGAAGGAGAAAAUUGGGGCCACAAAAGAGGGAGCUCAGAAGGACAGGGGCAGGGUGACCGAAAAGAGACACACAGGUCGUAGCUCCACUGGAAGCAGCAGAUCAAGCUCCAGUAGCAGUCGUUCCAGCUCUGGUUCUUCCAGUGACUCCAGUUCCUCUUCCGCUUCCAGCCGGUCCAGCACCCAGUCCUCCAGCUCAUCUAGUUCUAUAGGGUUGGACCGCUCCAAUCGCAACCGACACAACAACCGUCGACACUCGCAGUCUAAAUCAAAGUUCUCAGUGAAGGAAGGUGAUCGGGAGAGACGCAGGAAGAGCCCCAGCCCCCGACCCACCAAGGUGUAUUUGGGUCGCCUCACCAGAAAUGUGGUCAAGGAACACAUCCAGGAGAUCUUCAACACCUAUGGCAAGAUUAAGAUGAUAGAUAUGCCUGCCGACAGGCUCCAUCCUCAUCUAUCAAAGGGCUACGCCUAUGUGGAGUUUGAGACAGCUGAUGAGGCAGAGAAGGCUCUCAAACACAUGGAUGGAGGUCAGAUUGACGGACAGGAGAUCUCAGCCAGUGCUGUGCUGGUGCCCAGGGUAAUAAAGCCGCCCCCUCGCAGGCAGCCCCCCUUGUGGCGACGCACCCCACCGCCCAUGAGAAGGAGACGACCUCCAGUUCACCGCAGGACUCGCUCGCGAUCCCCUGGUCGCAGACGCCGCCGUUCGCGGUCCAGCUCCAACUCCUCUCGGUAGAGGAGCCGUGAACACUUGACCUCACAGCUUUUCACCUCCUUUCAAUUUUCCAGUUCUCAACUGGAACAAGUUGGCUGUGUCAAAUUGUUACCCUGCUACUUUCCCGUCCUUCACGAUCACUUGAUCUCAUUAGGUCAGUACCGGUAAAAGCAAGAGCAGAGAUGCAUUCUCAGGUUUGUGUUAGAUACUAGAGUCAGUCUGAGCCGAGUGAAUUGAGUUGUUAACAUUUUGUUUUGCACAUAAGAUAGGAGUGCACAAUGUGUUUCAAUAUGCAACUAUUUAUUAUAUAGAUGUCUUAUUAAAGUUCAUGACUCUUAA
Messenger RNA from Esox lucius (northern pike), 1205 nucleotides. RefSeq names its product RNA-binding protein with serine-rich domain 1. NCBI's taxonomy places the organism in Eukaryota, Metazoa, Chordata, Actinopteri, Esociformes, Esocidae. Gene Ontology annotation, cellular component: ASAP complex; cytoplasm; nucleoplasm. Gene Ontology annotation, biological process: mRNA splicing, via spliceosome. Gene Ontology annotation, molecular function: RNA binding. The record is from RefSeq and is a predicted model, not a curated record.